CUCCUAUAAAACUUCCUUUAUGGUUUGCAUACCAUUUGUAGCACGAGAAAGGAUCUGAUAGAGGACCUCAAGCAUAGCGAGUUCUUCUGGUUGCUUUCCUCCUUUCUGUUACUGGAAAUACGUGCCACAGGAAGCAAGCAGCCAUCACUGAGUGUGCUCUAACUCCUGUUUUACAAAGGGAGAAGAUGGAGUUCAUCAGUAUGUUACUUUUCUUGCUGCAAGUUUCAAGUGCAGCAAGACGACGCAUUCAAGUGACUGGUGAGGUUGGAGGAUCCAUCACCAUAAAGUGUCCUGUGAAGGGCAUUUCCAGUCGAAAAUUCUGGUGCAGGGAGCUCGAGACAAGGGUCUGUGGCACCAUCAUCUCCACCUCGCCAUACAUCAGUGAGAAUUACAGGAAUAGAAUAUCCAUCACUGAGGAGCCUCAGGAAGGAAUAUUUCAAAUUACAAUCACAAGACUGGAAGAGGAUGACACUGGGCUGUACACGUGUGGGACAGGAUAUCUAAAUGACAGAGGCAGUGGAAGGACCCUCCAAGUGAAGCUGAAGGUUUCUAACGGGAAUGUUCCACCCAGAAUGGGCAUGUUGUCGGCUGAACCCCUGAGACGUGACAGACCUAUUGUGGUACCAGCAGAGUCUGGCAACAAAAGUGCUGACACUCAAGGAGUCAUACAACCACAGAUGACUAAUGGAGCAUGGGCAAAAUAUACCUCCUAUGCUGUGCCUGGCAUCAAAUUCCCCGGAAGUACGAUAAUCACACCUGCAGACAUCAUUGGCAGCACUGUUACCAAUGCAGCAUCUGGAAGUACAACAAAGGGGAUUCCAAAGAGUUCCAGGACAAUCGGCUAUGCACAUUCCAGGCAUACAAAGCGCCUCUUGAGAAGCAAUUAUGGGAAUGAUGUCUUUCAAAUCCUGAUACCAGUUCUUCUGAUAAUGCUUCUGCUUCUGGCUUCUAUGAUAAUUGUUAGAAAACAGCUACGAGGGAAGAAAGACAUUACAAUCUACAUGUUUGGAUGUUUUGGAGAAGCAGCUUCCAGUGAAACCUGUGGAAUAAACCUGAGGUUGGGUGCACUCGAACAUGGCCAAGGGCACGUUCCAAUGGAAAAUAUCUACAGCAUGUUACCCCGCCGGCUCCAGGGAGUGGACAGGAACAGUUCUCAUGUACCUUGUGACUCAUAUCACUGCAGAGUUGACUUAUAAGAGCUGCUGUGACGGCACAUCGGUCACCAGGCACAGCUGAGGAAGGACUUGAGGCACACGCAAAGCCGCCUCCAAUCAGCACCUGAACCCUACAUAUCAAAGUAUUACUUUGAUGCUGUGACCGCACUGCUCUGCAGAAGCUGGUCUACAUGCUUUCUCCGCACAAAGGACUAAUGCUAAGUUUCCAAAGGUACAGUGGAUUUGCUCUGGUUGUUUAAAGGUGAUUUUUCUAGUUUGCUCUGCAGCUCUUGGUCUUGUUCUGCAGAGCUUGGUCUGUACAGAUGGUUGCCAAAACAUGCAGGUUCAGGUAAACAAUUAUAAGCAGAGGUAAAUGUUGUGUGUUUGGUUGUCAUGGUUUUUGUUGCUAUGGCAACUGAGUUAGAUUAUUAUGGGUUAGCUCAGCCAGCUUCAGCCGGCUGAGUGAGUUCUCUGAGUCUGUAAAUAAAAUGGUGGUUUUGUUAGCUGUC
Messenger RNA from Mauremys mutica (yellowpond turtle), 1663 nucleotides. It is a transcript of the gene FCMR, whose product is annotated as Fc mu receptor. The coding region runs from base 186 to 1196 and encodes 336 amino acids. The record is from RefSeq and is a predicted model, not a curated record. Gene Ontology annotation, molecular function: transmembrane signaling receptor activity. Gene Ontology annotation, cellular component: plasma membrane. NCBI's taxonomy places the organism in Eukaryota, Metazoa, Chordata, Testudines, Geoemydidae. The transcript is spliced from 7 exons.